This is a messenger RNA of Macroventuria anomochaeta, 1821 nucleotides long. RefSeq lists its product as uncharacterized. Bases 1 to 1680 code for a protein of 559 amino acids. The transcript has 2 exons. Lineage: Eukaryota; Fungi; Ascomycota; Dothideomycetes; Pleosporales; Didymellaceae. The record is from RefSeq and is a predicted model, not a curated record.
AUGAAAGGCACUGUCUUUAUCGAAGGUACAGCCGCCGGCCCUCUUUUGUUUGCAGAUCUCGGCCUCAGUUUCAUGGGCGGAGUCGACCCAUCUACAGGAGUUGUAACUGACACCCACCAUCCGUUGCGAGGACAGUCAAUUACUGGCAAUAUAUUGGCUAUACCCAGUGGACGAGGCUCAUGUGCCGGAAGUCUCGUCAUUUUCGAAUUGUUGACCAAUGGACACGCCCCAAAAGCUUUCCUUUUUCGUCGUAAAGAAGUAAUUCUUACUUUGGGGGUCAUGAUCGCCAACGAACUGAUGGGGCUCGGCAUACCAAUCGUUUGCCUCGAAGAGGAGGAUUUCAAUAUGCUGGGACUGUACCCGGAAGCCAUCAUCCAAGGUCGCACAAUAUCAGUAUUUGACGGAUCGAAGGAUUUCCAAUUGAGUCAUUAUGAUCAAGCAUGCCUGGACGGUAAGCACGGUGAGGCGGUUCGUGUCGCAACCCGAAUAGUCAUCCGCGCUGCUCAACUGGAGGGAUCAAACACCUUGAUUGAUGUGGACAUGGCACACAUUGACGGCAACUUCUAUCAAGGUCCCGGAAGCCUACUUUUCGCACGACGCCUUGUCGACAUGAGCGCUCAUGUCAAGAUUCCGUCCACCAUGAACGCGAUAUGUAUCGACCGUAAACUCUGGAGAGAUCAAGGAGUCCUCGAAGCAUUAGGCCUGCCGUCUGAGGAACUUGCUGAAUGUUACGUAAAGAUGGGUGUCAGAGGGACCUACACAUGUGCACCUUACCUUCUCGAUGAAGCACCUCUGUUUGGGCAACAGAUCGCUUGGGGAGAGUCAAACGCAGUGGUGUUUGCUAACUCAGUGCUCGGCGCAAGAACACUCAAAUACCCUGACUAUCUUGACAUACUGGUAGCUAUAACAGGCCGUGCUCCAUAUGCGGAUUGCCAUGUAACUUCGAUGCGAAAAGCUACGACUUGUAUUGUUGUGAGCGUGGCAGCGGUUGAUGAUUCCUUCUGGCCACUCCUGGGAUAUCAUGUUGGGAAAAUUGCAACCAACGACAUCCCAGUCAUAUGUGGGCUUGCAAAUCUUACCGUGGACGCUGAUGAUUUGAGAGCAUUUGGAGCGGCCUUUGCAACAACUUCGGCAGCAGCCAUGUUUCACAUUGUUGGGAUCACGCCCGAGGCUUCCACUGUCGAGGAAGCGUGUUUAGGACAACAACCGACCCGGCAUGUUGAGAUAGGACCUACAGAGCUGGAGGAAACCUGGAGGGAGCUCAACACUUCCAUCAGCGAUGAUGUAGACCUCAUUGCCCUUGGCAACCCUCAUUUCUCGCUCACGGAGAUAGGGCGCUUGGCAUACUUGUGUAUGGGUAAAAGAAUUGCGCUCAACACAUCCAUGGUGGUUACCUGUGGUGAGACAGUCUUUGAAAAGGCAAGCAAGAAGGGAUUCGUACAAACGAUCAAUGAUUUCGGCGGGACGUUUCUCAAUGAUACGUGUUGGUGCCUCAUUGGAGAGCCCGUUGUGGAGCGCCGUGUUAAGAACAUCGUUACGAAUUCCGGGAAGUAUGCACACUACGGACCGGCAGCAGUGCAAAAGGGUUUCCAUUUCGGUAGCUUGGAACGGUGUGUAGAUGCCGCAUGCACCGGUUCGAUUGAUAGAAGUUUACCAAUAUGGCUUCUGUCAAUGAAAUGACUGCUUCAAAGUACAUUCGCUUACUUCAAGUGUCAGGCGCAUAGCUUCCAUUGAGUCGACGAUGAUAGUGUGCUAUCUUAGACAUGAAAUUUUUUCUGGUUCCGUAGAAUCUUCCAAUUCUACCUCUGUUCUAACCCUUAC